CUGGACGGGAGGAUGGACGGGAGGAUGAACGGAAAGGGGGCCGCUGGUGGCCGGUGAAGUUUUGGAUUCGGUACGUCAGCCUCCAGCGCAGACUUGUAUGUGAGCAAUUGGGGUUUCUGUAGAAGUACUCCAGCACCGCACCGCAUCGCACCGCAUAGCACAGUCCACCCUGGCGCCCCCUCCUGCCCUUCCCGUCCAGUGCCAGCACCGUUGUUUCCGACAGCAUUAAUAAUCCGGGAUUCCUUUCAACCCCCGUGUCUACGUGCCGACACACAUCGUCGAUACCAAGGUCAAUCCCACCGUGCAGACACAUAGUGCAGCUGGGUUCUUGCAUCCUGGACGCAGAAAAACCACUCUGGCCCUUCCCUCCCCAACAGGCGGCCUGCAUCUGAGGAAGCUGAAGCUCGGAGCUCGAGAAGCACUGGCAUAGAUCGAAACAACACAGCCACAGCAAAACAUGGCCGACGAAGGCAACAGCAGCUGCAACGCCAGCGGCGAGGAACACCAUACACCCCACGAUGAGACCUGCGAAAUACCGAAAACACACCAGAUCUCUAACGACAUUGCAGUCCACGCGGUGCCUGUGAGUGAACCGCUUUCGGCACACACACAGGACCUCCUGUCGUUCAGGUUGAGAAUGAGUCCGAACGAAAUCACGUCGGCGUCGGGUGCGUUGGCAGGGUUCUUGUCUGGCCUGGUGGUGUGCCCCUUGGACGUUGCGAAAACUAGAUUCCAAGCGCAGGGAGCAUAUCUGCGAAGCAACUCCAGCAACAGCAACAUCACCCCGAAGUACAAAGGUGCGUUCCAGUCGAUGCGCUUGAUAUGGCACGAGGAAGGUGUCCGAGGCUUGUACAGAGGUGUCGUGCCGAUCACAUUGGGCUACUUCCCAACAUGGAUGAUCUACUUCUCCUGCUACGAACACUUCAAAAAGUUCUACACGAACCUUACCCACGACGAGAACAUCAGCUACUUUGCCAGUGCAAUUUCGUCCGGUGCAAUCUCCUCCACCGCAACGAACCCGAUCUGGGUGGUGAAAACUAGAUUGAUGCUGCAGAUGGACAAUGGAAAGACAAUAUACGAUACCUUUUUGGAAAACGACAUCAAAAACAACAAAAUAGACCCCAACACAGCUAAAACCGCCACCAUACCGAAAAAGGGGGACUGGUACACAGGCACUUUUGACGCAUUCAGGAAAAUGUACAAACAUGAAGGUAUUGGAGUUUUCUAUAAAGGUCUACUUCCUUCAUAUUUCGGAUUGUGCCAUGUGGCGAUCCAAUUCCCCUUGUACGAGAAUUUCAAGAAGAUGUUUAAGAUUGACAGCGACAAAAGCGAAAACGUCUUGGAAUCCCCUUCGCUAUCCAAGAAGGCUGCAAAUUUCGUCAAGUUCAUUCUUGCCUCCUCGCUUUCCAAAAUGAUUGCGAGCGGGAUAACAUAUCCACACGAGCUAGUCAGAACCAGACUACAAUUGUUCUCGAACAGCAACCAGAUCCUGAAUGAGUCCCAAGUGAGCGGUUUGAUUAGGGUGAUCAAGACAAUCAUCAAAAAUGAGGGUUUUAGCGGCUUCUACAGUGGGUUCGUUAUAAAUUUGGCCAGAACCGUUCCAGCAAGUGCUGUUACCAUGGUUUCGUUUGAAUAUUUUAGGGAAUAUUUUCAACGUUUCGGAUACUAAUUUCGGCAACUUCCACUCAUUCAUUCACUUCCACAUAUCCACCUCAAACUAUGUUCAUAUCCAGUCAUACCUAUCUUUAUAUAUUUGUUAUUUAUUAUGUAUUAUGAUUUGUUUCCUUCUUCCUUCCUCUUGUUCAAUUUUUACAUUGUUCUUGUUUUCUCACUUCCUCCUGUUCACUCUCUUUUCAAAUACUAUUUUAGACACACAUUCUCAACAUUACAACCU
Pichia membranifaciens NRRL Y-2026 is the source of this 1894-nucleotide messenger RNA. RefSeq lists its product as hypothetical. Bases 458 to 1669 code for a protein of 403 amino acids. Lineage: Eukaryota; Fungi; Ascomycota; Pichiomycetes; Pichiales; Pichiaceae. Gene Ontology annotation, molecular function: NAD transmembrane transporter activity. The record is from RefSeq and is a predicted model, not a curated record. Gene Ontology annotation, biological process: NAD transmembrane transport. The transcript has a single exon.